AUGGAGCCUGUAGUCCGCCGCAUUCGUCCGACACCCAGUCGGUAUGUCGCAGGUGUUGUCUCGUUUCUGAACUCUGAUGACCCGCCCGGUUUCGAGCGGUCUCCCCUGCGUAUUGGGUUCUACGGCGAGCCGACCGUCCUGAAUAUCUCCCGCCAUUUCCCGGGUGUGGUGAAUUGGGCCGGCCAGAUGGCGUUGGCGCGACUUGUGCCAAUGCUUUCGCGUGUUCUCACCGGCAACUCGGAUCGCUACGAGCACCAGUGGUACGACGGUACACGCCACGUUCGAGCACUACAGAUGUGGUACUGUAUGCCACGCGUGCGCCGCAGCCCCGCAUUCGCAGAUGCCCGCUACAUCCUCAAGAUAUCUUUGACCAGCAAUCAGCGCACCGCUGGUGUCGAUCUCGCAUAUGCGAUUACCCGGAUACUGGACGGGGCAACAUACAAAUAUGGUCUCGAGCACCGGCCGAGGGUGGUGGGCUUUGCUCACCUCAUACGCGGGCGGGAGAUCGUGGCCAUGGUGAUGAUGGAUGGUAGUGCGCGUACUGUUUUCGAAGAUGCAUUGCGCUCGCAGGACUCGCGUUGGACUGGUGCGUCUCGACAUGUCGUGACAACAUUUCCUCGUCCGCAGGAAGUCUGGGAUCUGCCAGAUGAGGAGGUUGAGCGCAUGGGUCUGCUCCUCCACUUCUUGACUACAUCGCGCCAAACUCGACAGACACGCAACCCCAGGGUUCCCAUGCUGCAACGCGCCACCAUUGUCAGGGAGGGUGUCGAACCAGGAGAUGUAUAG
Messenger RNA from Peniophora sp. CBMAI 1063, 786 nucleotides. Lineage: Eukaryota; Fungi; Basidiomycota; Agaricomycetes; Russulales; Peniophoraceae. The record is from the annotation of a GenBank genome assembly.